UCUGUUAUCCGGCGCUUCUGAUUGAGCGUCUUCCUCUCUUUCGGCGGCUUCUGGCUCUUUCUGCGCUGCGAGUUCCCGAGCUCCCGCGAUUCACUCACUCUUUCCCCAGUUGCUCCCGUUUGUUUACCGGCCAUGAGCCAUCUCCCACUUCUCUUAAACCUGCAGACGAAAGUUUAAAAGACAGCGCUGUCUUCCAGCUCAGGCCGUCAAGAUGAGGACGCGGCCGAGCCUCGCAUCUUCCCGGCAGGGACGCGACCCCAGCCAAGAAGGAUCGAGACGCCACAAUCACUCCUCUCUCUUCAGCCACAUCAACCAAACAUUCGUCUCCAAGCCGUCAGAUCUGCCUGUGUCGGCCCGCGAUUCUGCCUUUGGGUCCAGCACCUCUUCGUUUGUCUUUACUGCAGGCGGCUCUGGCGGGACCCCCGUCAGCAAGAGCCCGUUCGCCCAGCGCAGUGACCCGCCAUCUACCGUCCCAACAUUCAGCUUCACCGUUCCCCAGUCUCCCAGCACCCCGGAGUAUCGUGGGUCUUCAGACUCAGACAGCCGGUCCGAUUCGAUGGACAGUCUCAGCCAUAGCAUGGCGAACCUCGAAAUUCCGAGAGGGAUGCCAAAGAAGCUGGCGAAGGAGGAUGAAGCCAUGUCGCUCUCGGCCGCUUCCGCCUCGGACAUGAGCAAGCCGCCAUCUCCUAGCGCGGAUGAUGCGCUUGCCGGAGACGCCGCCGAAGAGUCCAUGAGUGCCGAGUCGGAGCUGAGCAGCGAUGAGAUCUCCACGCUCAACAUCCACCUCGGCCUGCUGAAGCGGCGUCCCGAGCUGGAGGAGCUGAACGAGAUCAAGACGACCCCAAUAUUCACGGAAUCGGUGCGCAAAUACGCGCGCUCGCUCUCCGGUGCAAACGCUGAGCAGCCGUUCAGCCAGUACGGUUUGCUGGCUGGCGACAUUACUGGCAGCGCCAACGAGGGCAGCGCGGACCCUCGCCUUUUCUGGAACAUCGCCGCGCCCUCUAGCUUUUUCAUCUGCGGCAGCCAAGGGUCUGGCAAGAGCCACACCCUGUCGUGCCUCUUGGAGAAUGCUCUUGCGCCCUGCAAGGCGAAUGUGCUGCCGCGGCCGUUGACGGGCAUUCUUUUCCAUUACGACACCUUCAUCUCCGACUCUGGCGGAUCCCCCUGCGAGGCGGCCUGGUUAUCCACGAACCCGGACAUCAAGGUGCGGGUGUUGUGCCCGCCAACAAAUAUCCGAACGAUGCAGCGCCUCUACGGGAAGUUUCCCAACAUCAAAGUGGAGGAGCUGCGGCUGAACGAAACGGAUCUCAACACCAAACGCAUGUUAGACUUGAUGGCGGUCACCACAGGCGGUAACCUGCCGCUCUACCUUCACGUCGCGCAGCGCAUCCUCCGCGACCUGCGCGUCACACAACAGCGAACCAACACCGGCUUCAGCUACACCGCGUUCAAGCGCAGCCUCGCGGGCGAGGACCUGAGUGAGAUGCAGCUUGCGCCUCUCAAGCAGCGCCUGGAGACCCUCGAGUCCUUCAUGGUCGAAGACCAGGCGAAAGCCUACAACAUGUUCACCAACGUGUCCAGUCAAGCCCCCAAGUCUCACCCCGCCAAAGGCGGCGGCACCUCGUGGGCCCCGCAGAACGGCCACCUCACCAUCGUCGACCUGUCGUGUCCGUGCGUGACGCCGGAGAUGGCCUGCUCGCUCUUCAACAUCUGCCUCUCCCUGUUUCUCGAGCAGGACCCCGCCGCCGUGGGCCGCGUCGUCGCCCUGGACGAGGCCCACAAGUACAUGACCGACUCGCAGGAGUGCGCCGCGCUGACCGAGGCCCUGCUGGCCACGAUCCGGCUGCAGCGGCACCUGGGCGCGCGCGUCAUCAUCUCCACGCAGGAGCCCACCAUCAGCCCCAAGCUGCUGGAUCUGUGCAGCGUCACGGUCGUGCACCGGUUCACCUCGCCCGACUGGCUGAAUGCGCUGCGCAAGCACCUGGCGGGCGUGUCGGCUGGAGGCAGGUUGUUGGAGCGGGCGAGGAAGUUGAAUGGAGAGGUUGAUCGGGAUGGGGAGGAGGGAGCCGAGGGGGCUGCGGCGCUGGCGCUGGGCGAUGCCGAUCCGGCGUUGGAGCUUUUUUCGAGGAUCGUGGAUCUGAGGGUUGGUGAGGCGCUGUUGUUUGCGCCGAGCGCCAUCGUGGGCGUGAAGAAGAGAAAGGACGGGCAGACGGGCCGCUGCGGUGAUGUCAAGCGGCUUGCUCACGGCGUGUUGAAGGUGCGGAUUCGCAACCGGACGACGGCGGAUGGCGGGCGCAGCAUCAUGGCUGCUUGAGCUGCCUUCAGAGCUUUUCGCGUUGGAUUGACUGUUUAUGGCGUUGUGGGAAACUCUUUCCGGGUAAGGCUUGGCGCUGGCCGUGUUAUGAUACCAUCCGA
Molecule: messenger RNA, 2415 nt
Organism: Thermothielavioides terrestris NRRL 8126
Lineage: Eukaryota; Fungi; Ascomycota; Sordariomycetes; Sordariales; Chaetomiaceae
Exons: 2
Coding region: 212-2314 (700 amino acids)
Source: RefSeq, a predicted model, not a curated record